AUGGUCCUCUUCUCGGCCGCCUGCGAGAAAUUCGGUCUGGUCAUCAACACGCAGAAGACUGUGGUGAUGCAUCAACCACCGCCACCCAACAGAGCCAAUCGUCCCCAAAACGCGUCGCUGACGCCUCCGCCGACGCCUCCGCGGCCGCCGCAAAUCUGCGUGAACGGAACCCAACUGCAAGUGGUGGAGAACUACCCGUACCUGGGCAGUACCCUCUCCCGUAACACCAAAAUCGAUGACGAAGUCGCUCGCAGGAUUUCGAAACCCGGUCAAGCCUUCGGUCGACUUCAAAGCACAGUUUGGUAUCAUCAUGGUCUGCAACUGAGCACAAAGCUGAAGAUGUACAAGGCCGUCACCUACCGACGCUACUGUAUGGCGCGGAGACCUGGACGGUGUACACAAAGCAGGCGCGCCGUCUGAACCACUUCCACCUCAGAUGUCUUCGUCGCAUCCUGAGGCUGAACUGGCAGGAUCGCAUCCCCGACACUGAUGUGCUCGAACGGACGGGAAUCCUCAGCAUAAACACCAUGCUGAGACAAAUGCAGCUGCGCUGGAGCGGCCACAUGGUGCGCAUAGACGACGAGCGGCUACCGAAGCGACUCUUCUACGGAGACGUCGCGACGGUUUUUGCCGCCAAGGAGGCCAAAUUCGCCGAUACAAGGAUACACUGA
Spirometra erinaceieuropaei is the source of this 671-nucleotide messenger RNA. The record is from the annotation of a GenBank genome assembly. Lineage: Eukaryota; Metazoa; Platyhelminthes; Cestoda; Diphyllobothriidea; Diphyllobothriidae.